Molecule: messenger RNA, 1802 nt
Organism: Schistocerca nitens (vagrant locust)
Lineage: Eukaryota; Metazoa; Arthropoda; Insecta; Orthoptera; Acrididae
Gene: Gcat
Product: 2-amino-3-ketobutyrate coenzyme A ligase, mitochondrial
Exons: 9
Coding region: 503-1759 (418 amino acids)
Biological process (GO): L-threonine catabolic process; biosynthetic process
Molecular function (GO): pyridoxal phosphate binding; glycine C-acetyltransferase activity
Source: RefSeq, a predicted model, not a curated record
UGCUGCGAGAAAUGUGUUUUCGCGAUCACUUCGUGUAAUCGCGUGAAAGACAAAAAAACGUAGCAGAAUUUCUCGAUUCAGAUGGCUCUCUCCUUUGCAUAGCAUUGUGAUUUCAGUUAUACGUGCACAGUAGUAUCGGUGACAUCGUAGCAAUAAAGUACUUUAUGUUUUUGAUGAGUUUAUAUACUGCGUGACUGUACCUCAGGAGUCCUGCUCCACUGCGCUCGGACAACAAUAAUUCCGUUGCAGAUCCUCGGAGCGUGCUACUCAUAUGUAGCACCACUGUCUUCCUGAAGACGAUAGAAUGACGGUUCUGGCGGCAGCUAAGUCGUUUAAAUGCUAUUUUGAGACAUUGAUAGGCCAGAACAAUCACCCAAUUUUACUGCCCUGACUUCUUCUUGUGGGUGUGUCUGAAGAGUCAAAUGUAUGCUACACAACAUCAUAUCAUGGCUGAAAUCCAGGAAAGGACUCACACAGCUGUGGAGUAGAUCUCAUUGAACUGAUGACAUCACGUUUUCUGAUACAGUCCAAGGAUGUAGCACUGUAUCGGGGUGUGCAGUCAAAUGCAAGUGAACACCUUAAAAGCAUUUUACGUGAGGAAAUAAAUAACAUAAAAGCAGCUGGUACAUGGAAGGAGGAAAGGAUUAUCACAUCAAGCCAAAGCACUUUGAUCAGUGUUGCUGGUCAAAACACUAAGAUACUGAAUUUCUGUGCCAAUAAUUAUCUUGGUUUAUCAAAUCAUCCAGAAGUAGUCCAUGCAGCAAAAACAGCUCUUGAAAAAUAUGGUGCUGGACUGAGUUCAGUUCGUUUCAUUUGUGGAACACAAAGUAUACAUAAGGAACUAGAAAAGAAAAUUGCAGACUUCCAUUGUAAGGAAGACACUAUAUUGUAUCCCAGUUGUUUUGAUGCAAAUGGUGGCUUUUUUGAGUCAGUGCUUACACCAAAAGAUGCAGUUAUUUCUGAUGAACUGAACCAUGCUUCCAUCAUUGAUGGUAUACGUCUCUGCAAGGCACAGAAGUUCAGAUACAAACACAGAGAUAUGGCAGAUUUGGAAGAACAUCUGAAGAAAGUCGGUGAUGCUAGACUGAAAGUGAUUGCCACUGAUGGUGUAUUUUCAAUGGAUGGCAAUGUUGCUCCUUUGCCAGAUAUAUGCAAACUGGCACAAAAGUAUGGGGCUCUCACAUUUGUGGAUGAGUGUCAUGCAACAGGAUUUUUUGGGAAAACAGGAAGGGGGACUGAGGAAUUCUACGGCAUGAUGGGAGCAAUUGACAUUAUCACAUCUACACUGGGAAAGGCAGUAGGUGGAGCUGCAGGAGGAUACACAACAGGUCCUAAGGAGUUGAUUGAUCUCCUAAGACAGCGUAGCCGGCCAUACCUUUUUUCCAACUCAAUGCCGCCAGCUGUUGUCGGAGCUGCAAUUAAGGCACUGGAUUUGCUUAUCAAUGACAGCUCAUUUACUGAACGUAUUCAGAAGAAUACAGAGAGAUUCCGUUCUGCAAUGACUAAAGCAGGAUUCACUAUUGCUGGGGAGGAUCAUCCUAUCUGCCCUGUCAUGUUAGGUGAUGCUAAACUUGCAACUAGUUUUGCAGAACAAAUGUUGUGUAGAGGCAUUUAUGUGAUUGGCUUCAGUUAUCCUGUGGUGCCCAAAGACAAAGCCAGGAUUCGGGUGCAGAUAUCUGCAGCACAUACAAAUGAUGAAAUUGACAAAGCUGUGAAUGCAUUUGUUGACAUUGGCAAGAAGAUGAAUGUGAUAAAAUAAAAUACUUCUCAUAACAUGAUAAAUAUUAAAUAUGUAUAACAGA